Molecule: messenger RNA, 1497 nt
Organism: Rhodofomes roseus
Lineage: Eukaryota; Fungi; Basidiomycota; Agaricomycetes; Polyporales; Fomitopsidaceae
Exons: 3
Coding region: 355-1365 (336 amino acids)
Source: RefSeq, a predicted model, not a curated record
AAAGCUCCGGACAUGAAAGGACAGCCCGUCCCAGAUGAGCAGGCCUGCGACCAUGGCAUUACGCGCAUGUCACACCUUGAACCUCUUCCAUGAUGUGUGUCCUUGCUGCGCGACUGUGGCCCUAGAACAACGUCGAAGACCGACCCCGCAUAUCGAGCGUGGUGAAGACUACAUUCAUAUGCGUGAGCGUCCUGCGUCUCCGGCGUCUGUAGACCACAGAUAAUGAGUUCUAUGGAACGUUCCGAGCCUCGUGAGCUUGGAAUAGGGUUACUCCCUAUAUCGGCAUCGUAGACCGCCAUUGCUGCCCCCUGCGGCUGUGCACGACCUCCUUGACUCUUACGCCCACUGAUCUAGAUGCCUGCGACGACUCACUCACUGCUUCGCCGGCUAUAUGCUGUAUGGCGGUAUAUCCUCUCCUGCAGGCCUCUUCGACAUCUGGCACGGCCUCUUGCCUUUCUCCGAUUCAUAUGGCGAAGCUAUGCCAGGGAUAAUGCAGAAGUACUGCAGUCUCGUAGGAAGAGGGGCGAUGGCUCUAGCGAACAGGGCGCUCUAGCAAGCGACGGUGGAUGCAUGUCCACCAAUAGCCCGUCAAUGGUGGUACAUGCUAGCAGUGAGCCUGCUACGUACCCCUCGCUACGGAACGAGCACGCUCUGUCCUCGAGCCAUCCACCUUCCCAUAACGCCAUAUCCAGAUUGCCCCGGACGCCCCACUGGGACCCGGACGCGGAGUCGUUGGGGAGCGACAGGGGAAGCGGGCCUUAUUCGUUCACGGUGGAAACUGCGUCGCAAGAAAGCGUCGUGUCGUGUCAACGAACCAGCGCUGACGGCGAUCAUCUAUCCAUUACCAUGUCUCGUCCGUCGUCCCGUGUGUCGAUGCGCACCAGGCACGACCGGCUUUCUCGCCAUAUUACACCCUCCGAUUCUCGUCGGCAGCCUUCGAGAGCUAGAGAGAAGAGCCGCUCACCGAGGCAGACUCCGGCGGCAUCUCCCUCCCACUCAACUGCGUCUCUGACGCUACAGAGCAAUGCCUCGUCCGUUGACCAGCAUAAUGUAGCCCUACCUGCUGGCGAAUCGAUGCGUCCGAGACGGUGUCAGAAGAUGUAUCCUGUCGUCCAAACAGCCAGAUAUGAUAGGCCUAAGUAUUCGAAAGAAAUGGAGCAUGCAUUUGAAGUGAAACCGAUGAAGAUGUCCUAUGAGAUGUACGUCAACGUUUCCCGAAAGAUGCAAUGUAACCCCUAUAGAAUGUAUGGCGUCUACAGGCCAGGUCUUCCAGUCGGGUGGGAAGUACACACUCACCCAGAAGGCACUCGAUACUUCUUCAGUCGAGCUCGGGUGCGUUUUUUCCUUGCGAAAGCGUGCCCCUGACCCACUGUUCUGUGCAGAGGAUGUAUACGGAAGCAUGGAUCUAUGAUCCACUUAUCUUAAAGGAGAUCGAAGACUUCGCUCAUCGGCUCUGUGAAGAAAUACAGAAGAAUGGUUUCGCCUUGCCAUCAGAUG